Messenger RNA from Biomphalaria glabrata, 2783 nucleotides. Its product is annotated as cysteine dioxygenase 1-like. Gene Ontology annotation, molecular function: cysteine dioxygenase activity; ferrous iron binding. Gene Ontology annotation, biological process: L-cysteine catabolic process. Bases 340 to 888 code for a protein of 182 amino acids. The transcript has 7 exons. The record is from RefSeq and is a predicted model, not a curated record. NCBI's taxonomy places the organism in Eukaryota, Metazoa, Mollusca, Gastropoda, Planorbidae.
GAGAGAGAGAGAGAAAAAAAGAGAGAGAUGGGGGAGAGAACAGAGAGAGAGAAAGAGUGAGACAGAGAAGAAAAGGUGAUAGACAGAGAGGGCGAGAAAGAGGGAAGGAGAGAGAGAGAGAGAGAGAACCCCCAUCUAAAAGGCAAGUAUCAAGUUUAAAAAGAGGUAGGAUUUUGGUUUCGUGGUAUAGUCCUUUUAAACAUGAUGACGUAAUUUCCAAUAAAUCGAAGGAUCACAGUUACAAAGAAAUACUUCGAUCAUUCUUUAAACUAAAUGCUGCACUAGCUUCACAGUGUCAACUUCGACAUUAAGUUAGACGUCCAUCUCUCACUGAUCAAAAUGGCAAGUCUUCAAGAACUCAUUUGGGAGCUCGAAGAAAAUCUACGACAAAAUCCAAAUGCUGAAAUUGGUGAAAUAUUAACCAGAUCCCAGAUAGAUUUCAAUGAUUGGGUUAGGUACGCCUUUGUGAGAGAGUCAAAAGGGUGCAAUAGAAAUCUGAUCUUCGAUGAACCUGACUUGUUCCGUCUCACAUUGAGUGUAUGGAGACCCAAAACUCAAAAUGACAUGCAUGAUCACGGCCAAUCUAAGUGUUACUUCAAGGUUCUACGUGGCAUAUUAGAAGAAAAUCAUUACCAUGGCGACGGUCAUAUUGCUAAUAUGGAAUACAGACAAGGGGAAGUGUGUUCAAUAGUAGACAUAGGUACCUGUCAUCAAAUGCUAAACAAUAUGGAUGCCUUCUCAGUUUCUCUUCAUGUCUAUAUACCGCCUUUUGAUAGCUGCAACACGUAUGCUGAACCAGGUGGAGCUGCUAUACCCGUAACGCCCUCGUUUAUUUCACGCUACGGGUUUGCGGUGGACCGAGAAAGCAGACGUUUAUUUGAUGUAUAGAACAUUAUAAUCCAAAUAUAAAUUUUGUGCUUUGAAUUUUACUUUCUUAUUAUGUUCUGUAUCUCGUGAAUAUUAUAAACAUUCUGAUUCUGAAAUACAGUUUAUUUCACACACACACAUACACACACACAAAACGGAAAACCAACUCCUAGAUACCCCCUCCCCCCCACUGGUCCACAAAUGAGAUUGGACCAAAAGCGCUCUGAGCAUGCUAUAAGCAUCAAAGUAGCGCUAUAUAAAAGCUAUAAUAAUAAUAAUAAUCUGCUUUGAAUAGUAGUUCUCAAAACUGUGGUCCGUGGACCCCUGAAACGAGCUUAAGGGUCCACAAAAAGAUGAACAUUGUAUAGAAUUAAAAUAACGUCUUUGUUUACAACCAGUCUCUCCGAUCGGAUAACUUGAAUACUAAUCCAUUCGCCCCUCACUACUGUUAAAUAUCUAUUGCGUACUAUUCUACGACGAAUUAAACUCAAGAUUUGAAGUCAUUCUUUACUUGGAUAUUCCCGACUGGGUAAAGAGCCCUGUUGCGCGUGGACAAACCCAGAUCCCAAUCACAGAUGAAACCAUUCUAAUACAGGAGCAGCUUAUAAAAAUAUCCCAAGACAAGUACACCGAUCAGAUGCUCGUCCACCACAAUUUUUACAAUUUUAUAGCCUGUAUUAUGCAUCUUAUUUAGGUAGAGCAUGGGUGCAUAAUCAUUAUAAACCUCAUAUCAAAUUAGAGAAGCCGACUAGAAAUUAGUGCUCGAGAAGAUUUGCGGUUGCUAUUUUCAAACAUUGACCCGUACCAUGGGCGUAGCCCGUUUUAUUUUUCGGGGUAAGGGCGCCCCCGCAAUAUAUAUAUAUAUAUAUAUAUAUAUAUAUAUAUGUAUAUGUAUAUAUAUAUAUGUGUGUGUGUGUGUGUGCUGCGUGUGUGUACAUAAUUAAUCUUUAUUACAUUCUGACCCUUCAUUCUUUCAGAAGACUUUUAAUGUACCCUAGAAUAUGUUCUUCCUGGAGUUGGUAGGAAAUUGUAGAUUCGCCGCCAUUGACAGCAAUGGGGGUUUUGGGGAGCGCUGCGAGCUCCCCCAGCUCGGGGCGGAGCCCCGCCGCCAAGCACUAUUUCUGGUAGAGAAAGCUAACAAAAUGUAUAUUCUGAGGUAUCACAGUGCAUUAUCCUGCUGUAAAAAAUUGUUUUUUUUUUUUUCAAAACCUUAUGUGCUAUUGUUCCUGACUUAGAUCCUUCCGCGUCGUUCGGUGCAUUGGGCGGCAAGCUGCUUCCACAAAAAUCUGUCACUGGCAAUGUCUAAAGCCUCUUCUCACCUGCUCUGAGGACCUCCAUGAAAGUGUGGCGCCAAGUUGUUCAAGGAUGUCCCUGUUUGCGCUUUCCUCUUAAUGACCCACAUGUCAUCGCAACACUUAUUAUGCGUAACUCAUUUUGUCGGAGAACAUGUCCCGCAAACCUCAGGCGACGCCCUUGGCCUUGCUAUGUUCAUAGAAUUUUGAGUGUGAAAUUUGCUUUUUUUUAAUUUGAAAAGGUAUUUUUUAGCUUUAAACCCGAUGAAAAGAGGGGGAGGGGGGGGUAAAAUUAGCACCAAACAUAAAAUAAUAGUUUUAUAAUUACUGUAAUCUUAAUUUAAUAACUAAACACUGUUACACCAUUAGUUUAUCUUCCUUCAUUUUCGGCUUCUUAGCUUACCCUUUAAACACCCCUUUGCACCAUUUCUAAUUCAUACUACAAUAAGUACACAACACAGACGUUUCUUUGAUUCUUGGAAUAUUAUAAACAAAAUGAAAUUUUGCUCUUAGAAGUGUACCUUUUUGUUAUGUUCUAUAUCUUAUAAAUAAUAUAAAUAUUCGAGUUUGUAAUGUAGUUUAUUUAUACUAAAAAAAAUAAACAUUUAUUUCCUUUAGAACGAC